CCAAAUUGUCCAUGAAUCUGACCGGAACAUCCCACCACCUGAACCCCUACCGUCACGACCACACCUGCGGAUCCCCUUACCUGUUGCCCUGCUGCUGCUGCUGUUUGCUCCCGUCACUGCUGUGCGCCCUCCCAAACUGGCUUCUCGCCCAUCACGGGACCGACGGAAACCGCCUCGACGCCGCACGGCCAAGGCCACACCCCGAAAAACAAACGCCCAAGAGGAGGAAUCCCUUUGCCCUCUCCCGAGAAUUGCGGCUCACGGCAUAUCUGCGCCCUGGAUGAAAGCAAAAGCAAGUUGCGGCGCACGGUGAAGACGUCACACUAAAUCACUACCACUGCCACUACCAUUUGUUAGCGGAUACGAGGCGAAAGAGCUGUUGGGUGGGCCUACCGGACAUGUAAAUUUGGCUCGCUAUCCACGGUAUCCCACACAGCGCCCCCUUUUCGAAAAAAGAAAGCAGCAAAAUAAAGCCAAAUCAAACUUCGGGAACCCAGUUGACUCGCACGGUUACCGGUAUAUACGCUGGAACGGCCGCCAUUCUCUUAGCGUUCACGCCUUUUGUUAUUUCGGCACGAACGGAACUUCGUGCCUUGCUCAACACAAAAUCACUUUUCUUCCUCUCGUCUUCACGUUCGCCUGCUGUUUGUUUCUCCUUCGCUCCUAGGGCACUUUGUCCCCUUCCAGAUAUCCGUCGCAAACCGCACACAAUAUGAAGACCGGGAUCCUGCGUCCGCCUCGCGAAGCGAAAAUGGAGGUCCUGGUUCGACAGAUCCCUAUCGCUCGUGAAGCGAUGCCAGCUCCGCGAGCCCAGAUUCCUGCAAAAUCGUUUUUGACACCGGGCGAGCCAAACAUUCGCUGCAAUCGGACCGAAUCCCCAGAGCAAUAUGCCGGCUGCGCUGUCACUUUCGCGUUCCUGGCGGAAGGCGCGGCCAACGCCGUUUUUCAACUCCGUCCAUCUUCAGAAAAAGCGGGUCUCAACGUCUUGUUUCGAGAUGAGAACGGCUCUCCAAUCCCCCACGCGCGCCUCUUGAACAAGGUUCUGCGGGUCAGUAAAGGCAUCCCGAAGACUCUUCCCUACAGCGAGAUCAUAUCCGGCUACGAGAACGUGAUACAUCCACUGUUCCGGACCAAGCUGCCAUCGCCGCCACCAGCCCAAAAUCAAGCGCAACCACCGUCGUCGAGGAAUACGCAAGAGAUAGCUUCAUUCGAGGAUUAUUUGAUGGACGAUGAAGGAGUCCGCCUCAACCAGGAAAUUAUCACCCAUCUCCACGCGCAAAUGCACGGCGACCAAUGUGCUUCCGGCCCCUGCGCCACGGUUCCCAAUAUGGAACUCUAUGGAAUCCUUCUGCCCGACAUGUCGUCUAUACCCAACCAGGCCCUGACCAUUGAAAUCAAGCCCAAAUGGCUUGCCCAAUCGCCAACGGCACCACGAGAUGCCUUCCAGUGUCGCACGUGCGCAAUGCAGCGCCUCCGCAAUAAACAAGGCAAGAGAAAGAGGGAUCCCUAUAUCUGCCCGCUACAGCUCGUCGCCGGCAACACACCAGCCAUUGAGAAGUACGUCCGCCACCGUGUGGCUCAGGAAAUGUCUGGCACGAACAAGGCUGCAGCAGACUUCGACAUGGAGCCCGUCGUACAGCGCGUGACCGCCUACCUCGCAACAGGCCCUGGCCACACCCUUCUCGAAUUCCUCCGCACCUUGCAAUCCAAGCACGACGAUGUAGGCGUGACGAUGCGCCCAGCCACCCCGCCGCGCCUCGCCACCAGCGUGCCUACGUCCAACAUGGCCGACUACGACCACCGCCUGCGCCUUGCCAUGACGCUGCGAGACUGCAGCUUCUUCAUCCGCAUCUCGUUCGCAGACCCGGAUAUGCCCAUCGAAGCCAAGCUGUGCGAUCUCGACUUCAAGAGCGCCGACAAAAUCGAGGUCUGGUGGGACAAGGAGAAGCGCUUGAUCAAUGGUGGCUGGUACACCAGCGUUGAGCCAGGGACUACGUGUGCCGUCACAGAAGCUUGGCGCACUAAUUGUCCUUGGUAUGUUUGAGUUGCAGGGCAUCGGAUGGAUGGCACGCCUAACGGAACAAAAAUCUCCCUCGUUCAUUUUCCUUAUUGGCGUUUUAUUGAUAUUCCAUAUACCAUAGACAGGCGGCAUAGACUACGGCAGGGAUCCGCAAGGGUUAUCAUGUUUUUCUUUCCUUUGUUUCUCCUACGUUGAUUUUCCUCCUUCUUCGCAUCUCGAGACAAGCACAGCGGAGCUCGGACAGAGCUCUUGAACAGUCGUGCUGGGCAUCAGUUUCCUUGCUUUCAUUUCUUGAUACCCCUUUUUUUUCUUUUUUUUUCUCCUUUGUCUCGAAAUCAACAUUCAUCAUCAUUAUACCACCCCUCUUCUCCUAUCCAUCCUUCGAUUCUCCUAGAGCAUUGCUUUCUCCUCUCUUGAGUCUUGCCAUGCUCUACGCUGGCUGGCGUGCAUGCAGAGCAUCUCUCUUCCCCUUCCUCUUCUUUACCUCGUUACCUAGCUGCCAGUUUUUUCUUUGCUGUAUGUGUGUGUAAACUACUACGUUCGCUGGACAAACACGGUAUAUAUGCAUGGUUCAGUCGGUCGCUGUCAUCAACAUAGCAUCAUUCAUCUUCAUAGCUUCAUGAUUCUGGAAAUAUAUUCAUGAUACCCUUUGAAUACAUGACCCUGUUCCAGUCUCUCUCUCUCUCUCUCUCUCAGAGUGUGUGUGUAGGGAUGCAUAUUCCUAUCUCGGAACAUAAUCUUCGGAUAGAUACUUGGUCUCCUCUCUCUUCCCCCCUACCCUAUCCCCUCUCCCUCUUAUCAUCAUCAUCAUCAUCAUCAUUCCUA
Messenger RNA from Periconia digitata, 2845 nucleotides. NCBI's taxonomy places the organism in Eukaryota, Fungi, Ascomycota, Dothideomycetes, Pleosporales, Periconiaceae. The record is from the annotation of a GenBank genome assembly.